Molecule: messenger RNA, 3342 nt
Organism: Acipenser ruthenus (sterlet)
Lineage: Eukaryota; Metazoa; Chordata; Actinopteri; Acipenseriformes; Acipenseridae
Product: long-chain fatty acid transport protein 6
Exons: 10
Coding region: 219-2081 (620 amino acids)
Molecular function (GO): long-chain fatty acid-CoA ligase activity; long-chain fatty acid transmembrane transporter activity
Source: RefSeq, a predicted model, not a curated record
GAUAAAUGUUUUAUUUUCAGCUGUGUAUCCCAGUUAUUGUGGUAAUGUGGUUGCAUCCUUUGAAUGAAUACAAAUGUGCGGUAUGCGCUUUGAGCGAAGUUCAUUCCGAGCAUGCGCAGUUCCCGACAGGCAUUUAAAAGUAAGACCGAGAGUCUUUCAACUUUGUCAAAACUUUCUUUUCAUUCGUGGCAAUUGAAUACUGUUUCCUCCAUGCAAUUAUGCUGUUCUCUUUAAUUACUGCCGCAGCCGCUGGACUUGCUGCCGUUUUGACCGUACAGAAGCUUUUUUAUCCAUACUUUUGGGAUGAUUUGAUUUAUUACAUGAAGCUUCAAAGAGUCAAGCGAAUGAUGAAGUUAAGGAUGAGACACGGAGUCAUAACUUUACUGGACUGCUUUGUACAACAGGCAAAGAAAAUUCCUAACAAGCCCUUCAUAAUCCAUGAAGGCGAUGUUUACACCUACCAAGAUAUGGACAAAAGGAGCAAUAAGGUGGCUCAGGUAUUUCUUCAGCAGGGUUCUUUGAAGAAAGGGGACAUCGCGGCUCUGCUGAUGAGCAAUGAACCAGAUUUUAUUUCUGUCUGGUUCGGACUCAGUAAACUAGGCUGUGAAGUGGCGUUUCUCAACUUUAACAUCAAAUCCAAGUCUCUGCUACACUGUUUCAACAGCUGCGGGGCUACAGCCCUCGUCGUGGGUGCAGAUUUGAUCAGUUCACUAGAAGAUGUACUGCUAACACUGCAGAAUAAUGGGAUCAACAUUUGGUUGAUGGAAAAAAGCUCUACUUUCCAAAGAGUUAAUACAAUUCUUGACAAGCUAGAACAUGCAUCAGAUGAUCCAGUACCAUUGGAUGUUAGCUCUCAAACCAACAUUAUGUCAACCUUCCUUUAUAUCUUUACUUCUGGAACUACAGGUCUUCCGAAAGCAGCUCGUAUAAGCCAUCUCAAAGCUGUGAUGUGCUUAUGUUUCUUCCAGAUGUGUGGAGCUACUUCUGAUGACAUUAUCUAUGUCACUCUUCCUCUUUAUCAUAUGUCGGCUUCCCUGUUAGGAAUUGGGGGGUGCAUUGAACUAGGCGCCGCAUGUGUCUUAAAGAAGAAAUUCUCAGCAAGUCAAUUCUGGAAUGACUGUCGCAAGCAUAACGUCACAGUUUUCCAGUAUAUUGGGGAACUUUGCCGGUAUCUGGUGAAUCAGCCAAAGGUUGCAGGGGAAAUGGAUCACAAGGUGCGCAUUGCUGCAGGAAGUGGCUUAAGGCCGGAUGUUUGGAAGGAUUUUCAUGAUCGCUUUGGAAAAAUUAAAGUUGUUGAGUCUUAUGGUUUAACAGAAGCAAGCAUCGGUUUCAUGAACUACACUGACAAAACUGGUCCAAUUGGGCGUGCAGGUUUCUUCAACAAGUGCAUUUCCCCCUUUGAUUUUGUGAAGUAUGAUCUUCAAAAGGCAGAACCAGUCAGAUCUGAUCAGGGAUACUGUGUGAAAAUCAAAAAAGGUGAAACUGGUCUAUUGAUAGUCCCUGUAACUUCGAUGAACCCGUUCCUAGGAUAUGCUGGAAAUAAGGAGCUGUCUGAGAAGAAGCUACUGAGGAAUGUCUUUGAGAAGGGAGAUGUGUUUUUUAACACUGGUGACUUCAUGAUGCAAGAUCAUGACGACUUUGUGUACUUCCGGGACAGAACAGGGGAUACGUUUAGAUGGAAAGGGGAAAAUGUUGCAACAACAGAAGUGGCUGAUAUUCUUGGUGACCUGGAAUUUCUUCAGGAAGUGAAUGUAUAUGGAGUUUCUGUACCGGGACAUGAAGGAAAGGCGGGGAUGGUAGCUGUUGUUCUCAAACCAGAACACAAACUGGAUGGAAGGCGGCUUUACAGUCAUCUAGCAGAACAUUUGCCUGCAUAUUCCUGGCCUCGAUUUGUAAGAGUCCAGGCCUCCCUGGAUGUGACUGAAACCUUUAAGCAGCAAAAAGGGAGAUUGGUGGAGGAGGGCUUCAGUCCUUCAGCUGUCAGUGAGGCUCUUUACUUCUUGGAUGAGUCUGAAAAAACCUACGUCCCCCUCACCAAAAAUCUCUUUAAUGACAUUGUGUCUGGCCAAAUAAGAUUGUGAGGCAUUCUUACAAGUUGACUUAUAUAUAUAUAUAUAAAAAAAAAGUGUCAUGUAUUUAAUCUAUAUAGCCUUAAACCCAGGAUCUUUGGCUGUGUUCACAGACUUCCCUUAAUGAGUUGCUUGAUGAUUUGUGUAGCUCACUCAAAUAUUACAAGAAUCCACAUUCUGCCAAUCUACUAUGUCUCACAACAGGUCGCUGGUAUGGUCCUGUAUCUUUUCAAGGCAAACUCCCACAUGUAUGUACUUUUACAUAGCUACAAUGGCCAAUCAGACAAUUGAGUCUAUGCAAUUGAUCUAAACAAUGGUGGCUCUUAGUACUGCUAUUGAGUUUCCUUAGUGUUUUUAUGUCAGUAAAAAUAUGUAAAAGAUCUGGGAGGAUCCUAUUUUAAUGAUUUAAAAGAUGGCGGUAGUUAAAUCCGCCACCGUUUAUAUCAAUCGAAUAGUCUUUUUUAAGAAUACCAAUAAACUUGUACGAUUAUGAUUCCAGGAAUGGGAUGCCUCUACCUUUUAAUAUUAGAAUAGGUACCAAAGGUGUAGAAAGAAGCAAUGAAAGUUCAUCUGAGUCUCUAUAUAAAUGCAUUCAAAUACCUAAGCAGCAGGUGUAACACUGAAAGUGGAUUUUACCCCAGAUUCUAGUGGGAGCACAGGCAGCUGUCCUUCAACAGUAGGUUGUUUUGGAAAAGAUUGGCCAGCUCUGUGUUUUGUCCUCCAGGUCUGUGUCUCUGCCUUACUUUUUGUCGUAGGCAUUUAUUCUGGCGAAGGAACCAGUGGCAGCGGGUUGCGCUGUCCUUUCAACUAUUUCUCCUGAUUCACAUUCCCACAAAUAUUCCUGAUCUCUCCCGUCUCCAACACAAACAUGUAAUAUGUUUUGGCCUAUCUUGACUUGGCCGGCAGUCAGUAACUACUUAACAAAGAACAGAUGAAAGUUUUACGACAUUACAUGUAAAAAAAAGUGCAGUUCUCAGCAAGAAAGUGUUAGGCAGUUAACAUGAUUGUUAUAAGUAUAUUAAAAUACUAAAAUUGUUAAAAGUACUAGAUGUUACAAACUGCAUUCUAUUUUAAGAACUAAUAAUACCAUAUAUGCUUGAUAUUGCACCCAGACUCGACUGUCCGCCCAUAUCCAUAUUAGUGUGCAGUUACUGGCCAAGGGUUAAUAAGCGACCAUGCUCUCCAAAGGGCCCCCCUCCCCCCACUGAUUUUUCCAAUGUCUUAAAAUAUUAUGCUACUUACACAAUUGAAUGAAUAAAGUAGUAUUGCCAUA